AUGGCAAACAAGCAAUCUGCGACGCUGGACCAGCUCCUCGGCCCCUCCCUUCUCGGCCAGGUCUACACCUUCUGGUUCCAGCACAUCCCCUCAAACGCGCGCCUGCUCCUCCCCUCCGCGGAAGACUGGAAGAAAUGGUUCUUCAAAUCCGACGAGUUCGACAGCGCAUGCUCGUCGCAAUUCUCGCCCAUCCUCGCCGCCAUCCGCGAGGCCAGCGCCUCCGCAGAGGACGUCCUCUCGCGGGCUAACCCCUCCACCCCACAAGACUGGCUAGCCCUUAUCAUCCUGCUGGAUCAACUCCCCCGCAACAUCUACCGCGGCGAAUCAGCCCGCAUCGUCUUUGAGUUCUUUGACCCCCUCGCGAGAACUAUCGCCCUCAAAGCUGCAGACGCAGGAUACCCAUCCGGCAAUCGCAUUCCGAGUCCCUUCCGCUACCGCCAGGGCCAGCGCAUAUGGUUCUAUUUGCCGUUUAUCCAUGCUGAGGAUCUAGACAUGCAGGAGCUUGCGCGGGUCAAGUAUGAGGAGAUGGCGGAGGAUUUCACCCGUCUGCUUGACGGGGAUGCGACGGGGUUAUCAGACGACGAGGCGGAGUGUCGCCGUAUUCUUUUGGAGAAUCGGCUGAGGCUAGAGGAGCACCUGAACAUGCAUUCCCGGGUGCAGAGGGAGCAUUAUGAGCCUGUUGCGCAGUUUGGGCGGUUUCCGCAUCGGAAUGCGGCGUUGGGGAGGGUGACGAGCGAGGAGGAGAGGAGGUUUCUGGAGGAGGAGAAGAUGUUUGGGUAG
Messenger RNA from Aspergillus viridinutans, 780 nucleotides. RefSeq names its product DUF924 family protein. The record is from RefSeq and is a predicted model, not a curated record. NCBI's taxonomy places the organism in Eukaryota, Fungi, Ascomycota, Eurotiomycetes, Eurotiales, Aspergillaceae. Bases 1 to 780 code for a protein of 259 amino acids. Gene Ontology annotation, molecular function: protein binding. The transcript is spliced from 2 exons.